AUGCAAUCCAAUUUGCCUUUAAAUUGUUCUUUGGAAAAUAAGUUGGAAAACCUAAAUUUAUGUGGAAACUCAUUCGGAUAUGGCCAUAAUUCUUCUUCGCAAUAUAAAUUAAGGGAUAAGACUGGAUAUCCUCCAGACACACCUCAAAAGUAUGUCAAUGACAUGAAAACAGCAAGACACAACACAAGAGCGAUGUUGUUUGAUUCUGAAAGAGGCCCUUUGAGCCCGAAAGCUACUGAAAAUAAUUAUUGCAGAGCAAGUCCUAGCCCUAUGGUUAACAGACCAAGUACAGUUUUUAGCCCAGUCGGUGGACCUUCAAGUUCAUUUGAAAAAAUUCGUCAAGAUCUUCUCCAAUCAGGCCAUUUGUUUUGCGAUUCUGCUUUUCCAGCUGAUGACUCAAGUCUUUAUUACAGUCAAAGACCACCAUGUCAAAUUGUCUGGAUGCGUCCAAGUGAAAUAGUUGCUGCGAUCAGCGGAGGUGGUUCCAUGGGUAUAACCCCAAGAAAGAUAUCAACACCAGAAUUCAUUGGUGAAGGUGGAAUCAAACUCGGCGAACUGAGACAGGGAGAAUUAGGAGAUUGUUGGGUAGUUGCUGCAUUGGCUGCUAUAGCCGGCCAACCGAGUCUUCUUAGUCGUACUAUUCCUACUGGACAGUCGUUUCGAGUAGAAUGGUAUGCUGGCAUAUUUGCCUUUCGAUUCUGGCGUUUUGGGCGUUGGGAAGAAGUUUAUAUUGAUGAUCGUCUUCCAGUUAAAUCUGGUGGUCAACCGUUGUUUGUACAUUCUGGACGUUUAACAGAAUUUUGGCCAACGUUAUUGGAAAAAGCUUACGCAAAACUAAAUGGGUCAUAUGAAGCUUUGAAUGUUGGACUUGUCGGAGAUGCAAUGGAUGAUCUGACUGGUGGUUUAACAGAAUCAUAUACACUUCCAGGGGCAGAAGACCACGGACUUCAACCUCCAUCCGACUUAGACGAUAUAUUAAUAAAAUCGUUUGAUCGUCGAAGUUUGAUUACAGCUCGCAUAAAGACUAAAGGAGUACCUGGUCCAGGUUUUGUCAUACCAGUAGGAUUUGUACCUGGUCAAGCAUUUGGUUUAACAGAUUGUCGAAAGCUUCGAUUGACGGAUGCAUCAGGAAGUCGUUUACUCCGUUUAGUUCGCUUAAGAAAUUUAUGGCCUUCAGUUCGUGUGGACUGGACAGGUGCAUGGUCAGAGGGUUCAACAGAAUGGCUUAGUCUUCCACCACAAGACCGUUUAAAAGUUGGCUUGGUGAAAGCUCAAGAAGAGUUUUGGAUGUCCCUUGAAGAUUUUAUUGCCAAUUUUGACUAUUUGGAUAUUUGUCAUCUAACAGAGCCACCUCCAGUAAUUUCUAAAUCUUCUAGUGCUUAUCAUUCGUUACAUAAUUUCCCAUCAGUUCACUUACGUGGUCGAUGGCUUCGAGGUGUGUCAUGUGGAGGUCGACCAUACAUCCGUGCAAGUCACUGGGCGAAUCCUCAAUUUCGACUGGUAAUUAAUUCACCUGAUCCAAAUGAUCCUGAUGGGUUCGCUACAACCGUAAUUGCUUUAAUGCAAGCUGAUCGUCGUCGUCUACGUCAUCGUGCUCCUCGACUCGCAUCUAUUGGAUUUGUUUUAUAUCGGCUUCCAGCUGGUGCUAAUCCACCAAUGCCACGUGGAUUUUUUGAAACUAAUCAUCAUAUAGCUAGUGUGGAUUUUUUCUUCGAUUCUAGAGAAGUUGUUAAACGGUUAAAAUUAACACCAGGUCAUUAUCUUCUUGUUCCAUGUACAUAUGCAGCUGAUCAACCAGGUGAAUUUUUAUUACGUUUAUUAUUUGACAAUCCGGAUAGAAUUUGCGAAUCCACUUUGGAACGCGUAGAACUUAGCGGUUUAGCUGCAACUGGACCAGAGCUUGAUCCAAACUAUGAAUUAUUUCAGCCACGUCUUAGACGAUUAUUUUAUGAAGCUUCAGGUGAAUCGAUGGCUGUUGAUGCGUUUCAGUUGGAACCAAUACUUAAUUGCCUUUUGCGAGAUGAUCAUCGGGCACCAUACAGUAUGGUUAGUACAGAUGCUUGUCGAUCUCUGGUAGCCCUUCUCGAUCGUGAUGGGACAGGACGUUUGUGUGAAUCAGAUUUUCGACGAGUCUGGGAUAUUCUACGAUCAUGGUCUCGCCUGUUUGCAAGUUUUGAUCCACAGAGAACUGCUCAUGUAACGAGUUUGGACUUUCGAAUUAUUGUUGAACAAGCGGGUUAUACUCUUCCACACACACUAUUUUCUAAACUUGUGAACCGAUUUGUUAAUGUAGAUUGGCGUCUUGAUUAUCCGCAUUUCAUCAGCGCUAUGUCACUUAUAACAAAAGCAGUUGCAAUUUUUAAGAAUUUUGAUCAUGGUGGACGAGCUGUUCUACCCUUGGAACAAUUUGUCGAAAUCGCAAUGACAAUGUAA
Messenger RNA from Schistosoma curassoni, 2433 nucleotides. The record is from the annotation of a GenBank genome assembly. Lineage: Eukaryota; Metazoa; Platyhelminthes; Trematoda; Strigeidida; Schistosomatidae.